AUGAAGCAGUUUGGGGACGCCAUCAUCAUCGUCGAUGUGGUGUUCUGGUUCCUGGCCACAGUGUUUGUGGCUCUGCGCCUGGUGUCGCGGACCGUCAUUGUCCGCAAGGUCAACCUGUCGGACACGGUGAUGCUGGUGGGCUGGGUGCUCACCACCGCCCUCUCUGGCGUCAAUAUCUUUGCGACAACCAAAGGCUUGGGAUUGCGCGAAGGCGUCCUGCUUGCGUGGCGGCGGCCGCUGGCGGUCGCUGAGUAUGUGUUUGCAGUGCUUUAUUAUCCCGCUCUCGGAGCCAUCAAAUCAUCCAUCCUCUUAUUUUACCUGACCCUCGCAGCCCAACAGCGCCUCUUCCGGCUGGGAGUCCUCAUCACGCUUGUGGUUGUCAUCCUCUUCACUGUGGCCCUCACCCUCGUCAACCUGUUCCCCUGUCGGCCGCUCUCGUCGUCACUCCUCAUCCAGACCCCUCCAGGAACGUACUGCAUUGACAUUGUUGCGCUCUACAUUUCUACUGCCCCAAUCAAUAUUGUCACCGAUGUCGCCAUUUUCGUGCUCCCCUUACCGAUGCUGUGGCGCGUACACCUCCCUCGACGGCAGAGGAUCAUCCUGCUGCUCACCUUUGGCACUGGCCUAUUCGUCAUCGUCAUCAGCAUUCUCCGCACCGAGUUCCUCUUGCAGACGGCCAUCUCCCGGGUGACCAAACCUCACAAACCGAGCGUUCACGAUUUGUCGUAUUACGAUGGCUAUGUCUUGCUCUGGUCCACUGUCGAGCUGAAUCUCAGCAUCAUGUGUGGCUGUGUGCCCAGCUUGAGGCCUCUAUUCUCCCGGUUCCUGCCACGCAUCGUCCACUCUCCAGUGCGAACGCAGCGCUCCACCGACCCAGGGACGUCAACCAGCGACGGGCAGCAUGGGCUUCAUUCCCUGUCCGGUGACUCGGUUCGCAAGUUCGGAAGGAUGAAACGCAAAGGGACAAAUCCUCAGGACUCGAUGACAAGACCAGCAUCGGGGUCGAAUCCUGCAGCCAGAACGGAACGGCGGCCGCGGUUUGAUUUUUUCCGCCUCUCCCGGUCUAAGAACAUGCUGAACAUGGGUGAACGAGAAUCACGGACCCCGCUGGCCGUGAUGGGCAUCCUUUUCCUGCUAUGGGGCUUUGCAGACGGGAUCAUCAACAUCUUCUUUUGGCGAUUCCAGCGCUAUAGUAAUUCUGAGGUGAAUGCCGCCUUUGGAAUGCAUGCCGCGUAUUGGGGGGCCUAUCUGUUCGGGCCUCUUCUCAUCUCGAGGCCCGUUUUGAAAAGCAGGGGGUUCAAGAUCUGCCUCCUAACUGGAAUCUCAAUCUUCUGGCUCGGCAUGCUGUUAUUCUGGACCGGCACGGUGCUGAUCUCCGUCGCGGCCCUCGUGGUGGCAAGCUUCGUCUCUGGGUUGGGUCUGUCCGUGCUGUCAACGGCGGCACACCUCUUCAUUGUACUCUGCGGACCGCCGAACCUUGGCGAAAUCCGACUGACCCUCGCCAGAUGCAUCUAUGCCACCAGUGGGGCAGCCGCACUGAUACUAAGUCAGCAAGUGCUCUUCGAAGAUGUGGCAGAUGCGUCCGGCCUGAUCGAGAUUCAAUGGAUCUUUCUGGUCAUGGCGCUGGUGUCAAUGGUAUUGGUAGCUAUGUACAGCUUCUUGCAGCUUCCCGAAGCCGCCGAUGAGGAAUUGAAAGAGCUCACGCGCUGGGACGACCCAGAGAACUGUGGCUUUGUGUGCGGGGCUCGUGUCGUUUGGGUGACUUUGGUUCUAGGGGCUCUGUCGCAAUUUUGCACUGUGGGUGGGCAAGAGUCUUUUCGGACGAAUUUCCUCUAUUUCGUACCGUUCAACGAACCCGACUCUCAUCCUUCAAAAUAUACCUUUGUCGCCAUCGGCCGCGGCGCCGUCGCAGCUGGCUACCUCCUCACGGCGCUUAUGCUGCUCGUCUGCAAGCCGCGCUGGGUUCUACUAAGCCUUGCUGGAAUUUUCUCCAUUAACUUUGCCAUCUGCCUCCGAGGCAUGGGCGAGCAUACGAAGACCGCGGCCGCAUUCUUGACCACGGCCUGCAUCAGCGCUGCGCCGUUUCCUUUCGUCCAACGCAUCGUAUCCGAGUCCCACGGAUACCGGUAUGGAAGCGCCAUUGACGUCGCGCUCUUCUCCACUGGCGCAUUCUUUUCGCUCUAUCUUAACCUCGUUGGGCCGGCCCGGAUGCAGAUCGAUGGGUCUACUCCACAGCCAGAGAUCCAUCAAGAAAAUCCCCCUUCCAUUACCUACGCUUGA
Molecule: messenger RNA, 2280 nt
Organism: Penicillium canariense
Lineage: Eukaryota; Fungi; Ascomycota; Eurotiomycetes; Eurotiales; Aspergillaceae
Exons: 5
Coding region: 1-2280 (759 amino acids)
Source: RefSeq, a predicted model, not a curated record